GCCGAACACGGCCGACCACGGCUGAUCGAGGCCACGACUUGUUGGAUCCUGGUGGGGGGGCGAUGACGGGGGGUGCAGGGAGCCGCAGUGGGGGGGGGUCUGGGGGUGCCCAAUUAAACCCGCUGUUCGAGAAGGAGAUGGCGAAGUUGAGGCAAGGGAACAUUGUUUGGAACUUCUUCACCGCGGGCCAGUACGUCGGGGACCAGUCCAAGAUGCACGGGGAUCGAAAGUUGCGUUGCAACUUAUGCGGCCACUUGUUUCAGGGGGGGUCGUCGAAGGCCGCGCGUCAUUUCACGCAGUCGAAGUUCUGCAAGGCUGGGGGGAUGAGAGUUCUCGCGGAAGUCUGGAACGACAUAGACUACAAAUUUGUGCCGUCAACUGCUCAGCGCGUGCACAGGUGGAUGGCAGACAAGGGCAUACGAUACACGAGAGCGCCCGCGGGUGGCCAGAGACAACGGAUGGACGACGCAGAGAGGGACGACAUUCAGGACGCCCUCGAUGAGGAGGAGGGCCGCGAGGGUGGGGCCAGGGAGGGGGCGGUUGCAGACGAGGCAAACGAGGUAGUUGGAGAGCCUAACGUGCCAGUGGAGGAGGUGGUGAUGACGUCGAGAGGCGUCGGUCGAGCGGGUCCGGCUACUAGGGCGCCGCGAGCUGAGGUGGAGCGCGCGAGAAGGGAGAAGAGGACAGUGGGGCAGGUUGGCGUCGAGGUGCUUGGCACAGGCAGGGAGAAGAGGGCUCGGCAGACCACGAUUGAGGAGAUGUACGCCAGGGAGAAGUUAGCCGAGUUCAUAGAUGCGUGGCUUCAGUGGAUCUACGUGAAGAAGUUGCCAUUCAACGCCUUCCGUGGUCCGGAGUUCCAGAGGGUGCGGCAGGCAGCAGAGAGAGUGCCUCGCUCUAUCCAGUUUCGGUUUCCUUCCUACAGGGUUACAGCGGGCGCCAUUAUCCCUUCGCAGAGGGCGAAGGUGGCGACGAUGGUAAGCAAGGUGCGCGCCACUUUCCGGCACAGCGGUGCCACUAUCCUUUCUGACGGGAGGAAGUCGCGCAGCGGCAAGCCGCUUGUGAACUUCCUCGCCGGGGGCGCCAAUGGCACCCUGUUGUACGCCACCAUCGCACGUGACGGGUCGUUCCGAGACACAGCGGACGUUGUGUACCGUAGGUGGCGGGCCAUCAUCUUGUCCUUUCCUCCAAAGCACGUGAUCGGCUUCAGCACAGACUACGCGUGUAACUAUACGGCGGCAGCGCGCAGGUUCGCUACAGACCCCGAGCCUGACUUUAGGAGGAUCACUUGGCUCCCUUGCUCCACCCAUGUCUGCAACUUGAUGUUGUCAGAUAUCACGACACGAGUGGUGUGGGUCAAGGAGACCAUCAUCCGCGCUCGAGCGCUUGUGCGAUUUAUUAUAUCGCACGGCGCUGCUCACACCCUGUUUAGGAAGGUGGGCCCUCACGUUCAGCUCGUCGAGCCCGUUGAGACACGGUUUGCAUCGGUUUUCUUGAUGUUGACGUGUCUCAAAGGCCGACGAGAUGCGUUGGAGAGCAUGUUGCACGGGGAUGCUUGGGCACGCAUCCCUUGGGAUCGCGACCACGUAUCUCAGGCGAAGUGGGUGCAGAAGCAGAUCCGGGACGGGGAGUUUUGGCAGCGUGUCCAUUACGACAUCCUAGUCAUGUCGCCUGUCCACCAGCUGUUGCGCAGGAUGGAUAGAGGUGGGAUGAUGAUGUCCGUCAUUUACGAGUGAAGUCAGCAUCUGCUGCAGUUGAUGAGCAGGGUCGACGUGCCGACGGACAUGA
This is a messenger RNA of Chara braunii, 1785 nucleotides long. NCBI's taxonomy places the organism in Eukaryota, Viridiplantae, Streptophyta, Charophyceae, Charales, Characeae. The record is from the annotation of a GenBank genome assembly.